Esox lucius (northern pike) is the source of this 5813-nucleotide messenger RNA. It is a transcript of the gene fgd, whose product is annotated as faciogenital dysplasia. Gene Ontology annotation, biological process: filopodium assembly; cytoskeleton organization. Gene Ontology annotation, molecular function: metal ion binding; guanyl-nucleotide exchange factor activity. The coding region runs from base 305 to 3055 and encodes 916 amino acids. The record is from RefSeq and is a predicted model, not a curated record. NCBI's taxonomy places the organism in Eukaryota, Metazoa, Chordata, Actinopteri, Esociformes, Esocidae. Gene Ontology annotation, cellular component: cytoplasm. The transcript is spliced from 19 exons.
CGGAGUCAGCCGCACUCAGCGCAGAGGGUAUAGUUAAGCUUCCAGGACCGAGCCGGGAGGAGUGAAUGGGUCAGUGCACUAAUGUAGGAAAAGCGCUCGGUAAAAAUUGUCCCAUCUCCGAGAGAGAGGCACUACACGUCCGUUAUGUUCUGCCGCGGAAGCUGAAUAGUUUUAUAAAGGGAAAAAGUCGGGACACUCCUUCGUUCAAGUUGACUAAAACUCGUCGGUCCGCUGUUUCCGAUCGCCUGUGUGCCUCAGCGUCGGAGAGGAAACUCAGCCAAGCAGGACAACAACUGUUGGAACGAUGCAGGGGCUUUCAGCAACAACUGACCUCCCUCCCUCCUCCCUUCAGUACCAGUGUGGAUCAGUGGAUUUCCGGUGUUCUCCACGGCUAGGAAAACAAGCACCGCCCACUCCCAGACCAUGUCACGACCGACCUGCAGUCAAGCCCCGCCCACAUCCCACAGCCACGCCCAUCUCUCAAAAACCUCAAGUGCCCCCUAAGCCCCCCCAUCUGCUGGCCCUCGGACAGGACAAGAAGCCCAAGAGGAUCCCACCGGCCCCCUCCAGGCCCCUGCCGGCCCCUCCACCACUUCCCAAACCAGGACUCAGCCAGACCCCCCUUGGUCUGGCCACACAGCCCCAGAGAGAAGCCCAGAGCGUGGGACUGCUCAUCGAGAGGUUCGAGAACUCCAGGGUCCCUAUUCUUGGGGUCACUCCGAAGAACCAGCUACACCUCUGCCUAAGUAUGAACACCACGCCAGAAACCACAGCCACCUAUGCCCCUAACCCCACAACACACACCCAUUCAGGGUCAGCAGGACCAAAGGACUCUGGGGAAUCCUCCUCCUCUGAUAAACUUGCACUAUUAGUCUCUGAGCGGACCAACGAGGUCAUGGAGCUGACUGAUCUCUCGUGUCUGGCUGCUCUGCACAUCGACAAUGGCGAGGACAUUCCUCUGCAUUCUAAAGAGGACAACCUUGAUGGUGUUCACAAAGACACAGCCGGUCGCCACGAUGACGCGGAGCGGGAGGAGAGCGUCUCCUCCCACGAACUGCAGGACAAUCCGGACUCACAAUCCUCAGAGCAGAACGGAAUCGGGAAGAUUCCCAACCGGGACAGCGGGAUUGACAGCCCGUCAUGCGCUGUGGAGGGUGAGGUGUUCCCCAACGAGGACGCCAUUGAUGAGGAAGAGCACUAUGACAGCGUCACCGAGACGGAGACUAGCGUGUCCUGCUGCGUUACCCUGGAAAACAAGCGUGACUCCACCCAGGAUGAGGACAGUGACCUUGACGAGGUCAGCAGCGGCGAUACGGACGGAGCAGAGAAGUCCGACGGACACGCGGAAUCGCACAAGUGCUCAGAGACCCAGAAGUUGCUGAACAUCGCCAGGGAGCUUCUUCACACUGAGGAGGCUUAUGUUAAGAGACUUAACCUCCUGGACCAGGUAUUUUGCACUAAGCUGACUGAAGCUGGAAUUCCUCAAGAAGUGAUAACAGGAAUCUUCUCUAACAUUUCCUCCAUCUACUGCUUCCAUCACAAAUUCCUGCUCCCCGAGCUCAAGACACGCAUCACUGGAGAAUGGGACCUAAAUCCCCGAAUUGGAGACAUCCUCCAGAAGCUGGCUCCGUUUAUGAAGAUGUACGGAGAGUAUGUGAAGAACUUUGACCGUUCUAUGGACCUGGUCAACACAUGGAGCCAACGGUCAUCCCAAUUCAAGAGUGUGGUCCAAAACAUACAAAAGCAGGAUGUGUGUGGGAACCUGACUCUCCAGCACCACAUGUUGGAGCCUGUGCAGAGGAUCCCUCGCUAUGAACUCCUGCUUAAGGACUAUCUGAAGAAACUGCCUGACGAUGCACUGGACCGAAAGGACACAGAGAAGGCACUGGAGCUGAUAUCCACAGCAGCCCACCACUCCAAUGCCGCCAUCAGGAAAAUGGAGAAGAUGAACAAACUGCUGGAAGUCUAUGAGAGACUGGGGGGAGAGGAGGACAUUGUGAACCCAGCAAAUGAGCUUAUCAAGGAGGGACACAUCAAGAAGAUGUCUGCCAAGAACGGGACGGCCCAGGACCGCUACCUCUACCUGUUCAACAACAUGGUGCUCUACUGUGUUCCCAAGCUGAGGCUGAUGGGCCAGAAGUUCAGCGUUAGAGAGAAGAUUGACAUCGCUGGAAUGGAGGUCCAGGAGAACGUGAAGCAGAACCUCCCAUACACAUUUGCCAUCAUUGGCAAGCAGCGCUCACUAGAGCUACAGGCCAGGACGGCUGAAGAGAAAGAAGACUGGAUUCAGGUGAUCCUGGCCACCAUAGAGAGACACAAGCAGAACAGUGAAACGUUCAACAAAGCCUUCAACUGCUCCUUCUCCAGGGAGGAAGACCACCAGCCAGAAUCACCGGGUCCUUGGAGUAACUCUUCCAUAGACUCAGACAGUGAAAGGCUUCACGAAAGGAAGAGUUCCAGAAAGAAGGAAAAGGAGACGUGCAAAGGCUGCAGCGAGAGCUUCAACUUCACCAAGCGGAAACACCACUGCAAAGCCUGUGGAGCGUCCAUCUGUGCUAAAUGCUCGAAGAUGAUGGAGAACAAGACGUGUCGAGUGUGUCCUGCGUGCUUCGAGACGGGUGUUGAGGGGCCCGCAGGGACCCCAGGAGAGCUCAAGAGGAGAGCCAUGGUUGAGAAGCAGCUGUCUCUGACAGGGGAGAACUGCCUGCUGUGUGGCCAGCUACAGGUGCAGGAGAAGGGCAAGAGCUGGAUCAAAGCCUGGGUGGCCAUCACCAAGACUGAACCACUGGUGCUCUACCUGCAGACCAGCGGACAGGAGUCUCGUGGAGCACGGGCUAUAUCCAUCCCUGGGUUUAACGUUAGCGCGACAGCGCCCACGGCGACUGAGAAGUCAGAGUUCAAACACACGUUCCGGCUGAGUAACUCCCAGCAGGCCUUUAUGUUCAGUGCCCAGGACCCAGAGGUCCAGGCCAAGUGGCUGGAGCUUCUCUCUAGAGCCAGCCGCGUGGACACAGACACGCCCGUCAGCCUGACGGAGAACAGGAAGAGCCAAUAGGGCGGCACCGCUGACGCCACAGGACCCUCCUCCUUCCCAACCCACGCCCCCUCUCCCGGGGACCAGAGCACACAUAACUUGAAUUCACUUUACCUUGGCACUUUUUCUUUGGUUUUCCUAUAUUUUCUGUGAAGGGAGAGAAGAUUCACUCUAGCCUCCACCAUAUACACACACGCACAGUUUCACACAGACUGGACCUCUUCCUCACUCUCGCUGUCGCUCUCUCACAUCCACACACAAACAAUACGUAGAUACACAUAUACCUUUGUCACCAACUCCACCAUUGUCACAGGUGUGGUUGCCUUUUACUUUCUGUCAGCAUUCUCAGCAGUUCAAGAAGAACAGAAGACUCUCCCUUUGACACUGUUUUGUAUUACGGCCAAAGGCGUUUAUAAGAUGGGUCCUGUAUGAUUUUAUGAAAAAUAUGAAGUUUCUCGUAAAUUGUGCGACUGUGUUGUGAAGCAUUAACCCCUGUCAGUCUGUGUGUUUGUCGCCUCUGUGUUUUAUUCCAGUAUUGAAUGUUAGUGUAUUGAACCCCAUGGACAGAGGCUGACAUCUGAUCCAUGGUGAUUAUGUGGUUGUACAGUGUGAAUACUAUAGUGUUUCUGUAGCUUAAAAGGCUCAAUUUUAACUUAAGAGACGUGAACGAACGCUUGUGGCUGGCCACCUGAUGCUCCUACUGUCAGUCCCCCCUAACUCAUCACACGCUUUUCCCCCAACGGGCUGUGUAACAGUGUUUCAAAAUGGCUUCCUUUCUCAUCCCUCUAUCCUUUGUAAACCACUUAUUUGACUGCAUAGUUAAUUCACUGUGGAUUCAAUGUUCCACUAGUAGAUCGAGUUUGUCCAUUAGCUGAGGAGAGGAAGUCUUUGAAAAAUAUUGAGACAUUACUUACCAGAGAUCUAAGAUCAGCAUUCCCUUCACUGUGUGGGGAACCGAUUUAACACUGACCAUAGAUCAGUGGCUGCCAUUGAGUAGGUUACAGGCCUUUAGUGAUGAAAAAGGCUGUUUUUAGCAUUGACAUCACCAAUAAAGGCAUUCAUUCAUAUCAAUGGGUGGAACUUUUAACUUUAUCCUCCCGGAUGUCAGCUGGGUGAGACUUUACACUUGAUUGGCUGACCCUUCUUGAUAACCUGGUUGGAGCUGUAUCAGACUUUAAGAAGGAUGAGUUUGAAAGGCCCACCCACUUGACUACAUUAAAAUAAUUGGUGCCUUUAAUGUCCAUGCCUUCACAGACUCAAUAAUGGAAUAUAUAUUUAUAUGUAUAUAUAUACUGCAAAGUGUGAAAUUAAAUCAUCACAUCUGUGUUUCUUAGAAUUUGCUUCAAUGCUAGCAAAGUCCCCGAUCAUCCCUCUCCCUUGCUUGGGCAAUUCCAUCUGCUAGCUCUCUGGGAUGUGACUAUGUAAUUCCAUCUGCUAGCACACUGGGAUGUGACUAUGUAAUUCCAUCUGCUAGCACACUGGGAUGUGUCUAUGUAAUUCCAUCUGCUAGCACACUGGGAUGUGACUAUGUAAUUCCAUCUGCUAGCACACUGGGAUGUAAUUAUGUAAUUCCAUCUGCUAGCACACUGGGAUGUGACUAUGUAAUUCCAUCUGCUAGCACACUGGGAUGUGACUAUGUAAUUCCAUCUGCUAGCACACUGGGAUGUGACUAUGUAAUUCCAUCUGCUAGCACACUGGGAUGUGACUAUGUAAUUCCAUCUGCUAGCACACUCGGAUGUGACUAUGUAAUUCCAUCUGCUAGCACACUGGGAUGUGACUAUGUAAAACGUCAUUUGAGGGCAGAGGGGGAGGCCCUGUCUCCAUGUACGCCACUAUACCUUCCCCCAUCCCCUCUCAAUGAACCCCUGCCCCCAAUGAACCCUGCCCCCAGUGCCAUUUGCUACCACUCUCGGUUACUACUUCACCCCCUCUGGUCAUGUGCCAGAAACCUUAGUAAUGACACAAGUACUGUAAGACUGCAUGUCAUGCCUUGCCCCAGUCUACCCCUUAAACCUUCUGGCACCAGCUUGUAAAGAAUCAGGGGACUUUUCAGUCGAUCGUAAUGUGCAUGUAUAAAGUCACUGAUAUUGAUGUACCAUGCUCUAAAUACUCCAGCCAAUCCCCCAGAACUCUCCUCUCUUCUCCUUCUCAUACUGUAAAGUGAGCAGACUCUGUAUUGCGUGUUUUAACCCUGGAUUGUACACAGUGGAGAAGCAGUUAAGCAUAUCAUCAAUAAAAAGACGUAUGGCUCACUCAUUGUCAUAGUGUUCAACAUUCUGAUUCUAGCUUCCUGUCAGUUUGGAUUAAAAAAGCUCUUAUUUCUGUCUCCCAGUUCACUCUCACUCACUCUUUCGCACGCUCUCUUGGUUCACUAUGGCAUGACCUUCUUUCACUCUCUUGGUUCACAUUUGCUUGCACUCUGUCUCACUUCUUUAAUUCACUUUCACUUGCUCUUUUUCCUCUAGAAUAGACAUCAUGUAUUCUGUAAACAAGUUCCUUUUCAACUGCUUGUUUGAGGGCAGGUUUUAAUCAGGUGUAGAUGUUGGAUCUCAUGCUUUUUGUGUAAUACAGAAUAUUUCUAGUUGAUGUGUGAUUUUUAAUGUAUCUGGGUAUAAAGUGAUUAUCGUGAGUGUAAAGUAAUAACAUCCAUCAGAUUUAAAAUGCCAGUAGAGAUUUGAACUUAUCUUUGGAUAGGACACAGAUGGAUUACAAAUGUGUAUGUGUGUUUGUGUUUCAGGUAAGACUUAUUUUGUUUUUAAAUAAAUCUGCUGCCUUGAUA